CUUUAAAACGUGUAUAUUUAAUCAAAAUUUAUCUACCAUUUUAAAACAAUUUCCAACCCAGGCUUAAUCCGUGCCAUAUCAGAUCUGACAAGUAUAAAAUCGUUGCGAAUUUCACAUUUUCACUCUAAUUUAAAAUAAUUUUAACCACCACGAUUUUUAAUUAUUUAAAGAUUUACUCUUAACAGCUUGAGAAUUGUUAAAACUGUAAGUACUGACAAAGUUUUUCUAUAAUUCGUUAACUUUUUUUUCACUAUAAACAUUGCUGUCAACCAUAAAAUUGCCCUUUCGUUGAGUUUGGCAAAAAGUACAUAGGUAACUUUUCAGAAAAUGUUAUAUUUUUUAAAACAUUUAAAGUGCUUUUUUUAAAAAUUUUGUUGCUAACUUUUUCUUAAAAAGACACUAAUUCAGUUUAGAAAUUUAAGCCUUCAUUUAGCAGCUAUCGGCCUUUUUUUGUAGGAAAGAAAUGCCCAAUUGGAAAAAAUUCUUGUACAACAUCAGCAAGUAUUACUUAUAUGAAGAUUCGCCUUUAAUUGAUGAUCUCUUGCAUGAUAUGGCCAACAAAAAGAUCAUUGCAGUAGAUGUGCAUCCAGGUGGUACUCAGUUUAAAUUAAUUGUACUUUUUGAAGAUGGAGGUCGAGCACUGUUCAAACCAAUGAGAUUUCCAAGGCAUGUCGAACGCAAUGAAAAUGUCUUGUAUUUAGCUGACUACGAACGACAUGUGAGUGAAAUUGCUGCAUUUCAUUUAGACAGGCUUUUAGGUUUUCGAAGAGUACCUCCAGUUGUUGGGAGAAAAAUAAAUAUUACUGGAGAGCUUUUACCAUUAGUUUUGGAUGAUAUCUAUAUGGUUGAUACAUUCUUUUACUCACCAGAUGGGAAUUAUUGUUUAGCAGGAAUAUGUAAAAUGUAUUGUAGCGAGCUGUUUAGUGGUUUUUGUGGAAAUCCUUAUAUGCUUGAAGGAAGUUUUGCAGUUUACAUACCACCUCUACCUGUUGAAUUGUUGGAACACAGAGAGGUGGAAAAUCCAUGGAGAAGAACAUACCAACUGAAUGUAAAAGCUGAGUGGGAAAAAGAUCCAUCUUUCUGCAAAAAUGUGAUCCAGCAUCUUCGUCCUUUCAAUGAGACCAGAAGGUUGUAUGAUGCCGUUGAUUGCGCAAUAUUUGAUUUUCUUAUAGGAAAUGAAAAUAGGGUGAAUUUUGACGAGUUUACAGUGUUUGGUGCUGACAACACUAAUACACUUAUACAUUUCGACAAUGGUCAAGGAUUUGGACGUUCGGAUCACGAUGAAUUAUCUAUACUAUCACCUUUAUCCCAAUGUUGCUUAGUGAGGUUGUCAACAUUCAACAGGCUUUACGAAUUAUACGUUGGAGAACGGCCGUUGAGUGAAUUAAUGAGAGAGAGUCUUGCCAAAGAUCCACUUUCUCCCAUACUGACUGAAAGCCACCUCGAAGCCUUGGACAGAAGAUUAGAAAAAGUUCUUGCCUUAAUCAGACUUUGUCUAAUAGGAAAUGGCGGACCAACUGUAUUUCAAGAUGAUGUAAUAUAAUAAAAUUUAUCAUUAAUAUAAAAAUAAAAGAAAUCGUCUAAA
Parasteatoda tepidariorum (common house spider) is the source of this 1585-nucleotide messenger RNA. Its product is annotated as extracellular serine/threonine protein kinase FAM20C. Gene Ontology annotation, molecular function: phosphotransferase activity, alcohol group as acceptor. NCBI's taxonomy places the organism in Eukaryota, Metazoa, Arthropoda, Arachnida, Araneae, Theridiidae. Gene Ontology annotation, biological process: protein phosphorylation. The record is from RefSeq and is a predicted model, not a curated record. Gene Ontology annotation, cellular component: Golgi apparatus.